Molecule: messenger RNA, 682 nt
Organism: Protobothrops mucrosquamatus (brown spotted pit viper)
Lineage: Eukaryota; Metazoa; Chordata; Lepidosauria; Squamata; Viperidae
Product: succinate--CoA ligase [GDP-forming] subunit beta, mitochondrial
Exons: 6
Biological process (GO): tricarboxylic acid cycle; succinyl-CoA metabolic process
Cellular component (GO): succinate-CoA ligase complex; mitochondrion
Molecular function (GO): succinate-CoA ligase (GDP-forming) activity; ATP binding
Source: RefSeq, a predicted model, not a curated record
UUUACUCGCGUGGCUGAAGAUGGCGUCUCCCAUGGCGAGCCAGGCUGGGGUCGUAAUCCGAGAUUUGCCUUUGCUCAGAGCCACCCUGCUCAGGAGGCGCAACGCGGGUAUUCAGUUAACUCCUAGACGAUGGCUAAACCUGCAAGAAUACCAGAGUAAGAAAUUGAUGGCUGAUCAUGGGGUCACAGUUCAGAAAUUCUUCGUGGCUGACACUGCAAAUGAUGCUAUUGAAGCUGCUAAAAGAUUAAAAGCAACAGAAAUUGUGUUGAAGGCUCAGAUUUUAGCUGGAGGAAGAGGCAAAGGUGUGUUCAGCAGCGGUUUGAAAGGAGGUGUACAUUUAACAAAAGACCCUAAAGAGGUAGGACAGCUUGCUAAACAGAUGAUUGGAUAUAAUCUUACAACGAAACAAACACCAAAAGGGGGUGUUAAAGUUAAGAAGGUUAUGGUGGCGGAAGCUCUAAACAUUUCCAGAGAAACUUAUUUUGCAAUAUUAAUGGAUCGAGCUUGCAAUGGACCUGUUCUUGUUGGGAGCCCACAAGGUGGGGUUGAUAUAGAAGAAGUAGCGGCUAAAACUCCAGAACUUAUUUUCAAGGAAGAAAUAGAUAUUUUUGAAGGAGUAAAAGAUAUUCAAGCAGUACGGCUGGCAGAAAAUUUGGGAUUCAAGGGGCCUUUGCAGCAACAG